AUGCCGAUUACGGACAGAGAACACAAGAGCACUGGAGCCGAGCUAGAUGUGAGAAGUAAAUGGAGUCGCCAAGAUUAUUAGAUUCCCUGAGAAAAAAUGAAGCACUGAGAAAAUAAGCAGAGAUCUCUGUUAUUCUGAACCGAACGCCGCUGCCAAACACAACUUUUUUCGUCGUCAGUCUUCCAUGAAGCUCAUUAAUGAAGAUGAGAAACAUUACUUUCGGCAACCCCUCAUUCGAAUGGCAAACACCACAAAACGGGGAAGAUCCACUCAACAGAUAUUACACAGAAAUUUGCAAAGAUUGGCCACAUAUUCACGGGGCUUUCGCCUUGUAACGGUCUACCGAAGAUCGCAUCUCUAUCCUGAAUCGGAGAGGGAACAAAAAAAGCGACGUUUGGACGCACCUGAUUAUUGAGACGUCCUGAAACAGACAUGGAGAGGAUGUUCUGCCGCUUUUUUCGAGUGAGUUCUUUACUUUUGUAUGUAGACUUGAGUCGGUUUUUUAUUCUGGAACAAAGCGAUCUCAAAUCUGUUCUGCAUUUUGUUCUCCAAAACGUAUAUUGAAAUCGAUCAUGAAACUUCAAUUUAAAUAAUGCUAACUAAUACAUUGACAAAUCAUUGACAAAUUUUGUACAUUUUAUCAGAAGCUGCGAUAAAUUGCUUCGAAUCUUUCAGAAGCACAGAUUGGCAUUCAUAAUUAUCGCAAUUCUGCUGGUGCUGUGGUACGUCGGAAGUCAGGAGGAAGAGGAGAAAAUCGAGAGUUCCAUUCAUUCUUCCUACUUCUUCAACAACUCGAAAUCGUGAGUUCACAAUAUACACGAAAAAGUGCGAGUUUUUUAGACUGGGACAGAAUGCAGUGGCUAUCGUGCUGACAGUUGAUCAGCGGCUCCGAAACCAUGAAAUCAGACUGAUUGGGAUUGAUGAAGAGGGAAAAAAGACGUCAUCCCGAGCAACAGUCUCCUUGGAGUCCGACGUGAAGGACCAGCACUUUGUGACUGCUCUCAUACAAGCAAAUCUGAAAGUGAAUCACUUGAAGAAGCUGAAAAUGGAAGUGAACGAUGAUGUGUUCGAGGUGAGCGCAUACCAUUUCCAGUUGGAAUGCCGCCAACUUUCAGGUUCCGUUCCGUUCAAUCGACUCGAGUCGGCCCCGCCAUCCGGUUGUUUUCUGCGUCGCUCCUCAGGUAAUCUCGGAGAACUGGCAGCACUUUGUUGCUCAAAUCCAUAUUGCCCGUCACUUCGGAGCGCACGUUCACAUGUACCUUUCGAGGGUGAUUGAGCCGUUUUUCGAGUUGCUCCAAGAAUACGAAAAACGCGAGUUCAUCAGUGUCCAGCCGUGGCUGCACCAUUCGAGGGCCACCGACGGAGCCGCGUUCACCGAUUGCCUUCUGCAGUACAAAGAUCGAGCCCGCUACGUGGCAUUCGUGGAGUUCAACGAGAUUCUGAUUCCGUCCGGAGCAGACUCUUAUUUCGAAGAAUAUCUGAGAGAGUUCGGAGGACAUCGACUCAUCAGCAGUCUAUAUUAUCCCGAGUACCGAAUGAAGACGAAGAUUCGUAAGUUUUCAACAAGUUCUGAUUUGAAACUAUUUGAGAGUACUUGUCAGCUGCCUCUUGGAAUGGCUACAGUUUCGAUAAUCUUAUUCGGGACGGAGAAAUUAAAAUGGGCAGAAAUCUUGGGAGACUUGUUGUUCGAACGGACAUGUUCAACUCCACCGGCUCCAGAUAUUCAGCGAAUGCGAAUACGAGAAUGAAUUUGAGGUGAACAUUUGAACUCGUAUGGACUUUUGGACCACAUCUCUUUUUCCAUUUGCUCAGAAUAACAAAACGAGUCUCAAAUGGCGUCAUUCGUUUGAAACAAGCGGGAGCCAGAAAACUACACCGAGCAAUGCCGUCGGCCAUUCUCAGAAACUUCCCGUUGCUUAGCGACGGCCUGUUGGACGCCAUUGAGACCCAUUGGAAUCGGUAAACAAUUACGAGCCGCUUUUCAUCCUUUUCACGCCUUCUAUUUUCAGCCUUAAAAAGUCGUCCGUCUUCCAGACGCUUGAAGGAAAUUUGCCACGUCAUCCGAUAUUUUCGAAUACUUUGAAGAAGUGUAUGACGACUUUCAGCCAUGGCUGUAAGGAUUUGGUGGGGAAAUUCGUUCAAUUCUCAUGUACUAAUGCGACCUUUCAGACGCCGUCCCUCCCAGACGGAUUGAAAUGCACCGUUUCCCGCGCCAUCAUGAGAACACGACCUUCCCCGUCGAGUCCAAUUCACUUUACAUUAUCGGUUGA
Molecule: messenger RNA, 2270 nt
Organism: Caenorhabditis sp. 36 PRJEB53466
Lineage: Eukaryota; Metazoa; Nematoda; Chromadorea; Rhabditida; Rhabditidae
Source: the annotation of a GenBank genome assembly